Molecule: messenger RNA, 1315 nt
Organism: Daucus carota subsp. sativus
Lineage: Eukaryota; Viridiplantae; Streptophyta; Magnoliopsida; Apiales; Apiaceae
Product: ribosome biogenesis protein BRX1 homolog 2
Exons: 8
Coding region: 137-1078 (313 amino acids)
Biological process (GO): rRNA processing; ribosomal large subunit assembly
Cellular component (GO): nucleolus
Molecular function (GO): rRNA binding
Source: RefSeq, a predicted model, not a curated record
UGUUUCUCUAACCCAUUACUACACACGCCCACCCUCACCGUCCCCUCUGUUCUCUUGCUCUAAACCCUAGCAUCUCUCUUAAACCCUAAACGCCAAUCUCUCUCUCGAUCUCUCCCAAUCUCUCCAAUUCACAAAGAUGAAGAAAAUUGGAAAGAAGAGAAAGCACGCAGAGACAAUCCCAGAGCCAAAAAAAGAGCUCGUCGCUGAAGAAAGGCCCAAAAGAACACUUCUUGGUUGGAAAGACAAGCCUGUCGUUAACAAUGAAAAUGAAGCCACUUUCAAAAACAAGGAGAAGGUCCUCAUUACUUGUACUCGUCGCAUCAAUUAUAGGUAUAGGCAAUUGAUGUUGAAUGUGGUAUCACUAUUGCCUCAUUGUAAGAAAGAUAGCAAAGUUGAAUCGAAGUCGACUAAAGGAGCUACUUUGAAUGAGCUUGUUGAGCUCAAAAGCUGCUCUUCUUGUCUAUUUUUUGAGUGUCGGAAACACAAGGAUCUUUAUCUAUGGAUGACAAAGUCUCCCAGUGGUCCAUCUAUCAAGUUCUUGGUUAAUGCAGUUCAAACUAUGGAAGAAUUUAAGCUUACUGGAAAUCAUCUUAAUGGGUCACGUCCCCUUUUGUCCUUCACAACAAAUUUUGAGAAAGACGCGCACUGGAAACUCAUAAAAGAAAUGAUCACACAGAUAUUUGGAACUCCCAAGGAUCACAGGAAAUCCAAGCCAUACUAUGACCAUGUAUUUGUCUUCUCAAUUGUUGAUGGACACGUAUGGUUCCGGAAUUAUCAGAUUUCCUGCCCUCAUACUGGAGCAGAUAAAAUAGACCGAGGAGGGCUAGAUAAAUUGACCCUUAUUGAGGUUGGUCCAAGAUUUUGCUUAAAUCCAAUCAAGAUAUUUGGUGGAAGUUUUGGAGGCCCAACACUGUACGAGAAUCCAUUAUAUAUUUCUCCAAACCAGAUUCGUGCGUUAGAGAAAAAGAAAAAGUCAGGAAAGUUUGCACAGAAAGUUAAAGCUAAGACAAGGAGGAGGAUGCAUGAGAUGUCGAAUCCAUUGGAGCAAGAUGAAUUUGCGGACAUGUGGAAGGCUUGAGGUUGUGCUGGAGCGAAGAUACAGUUUUAGCACCUCAAAGUUUCAAGUUCUCCUGAUCAUUGGACCUCUAUGUAAUCGGAAUUUUGACUAGUGUUGUUUCCAUCCUUUUUUUUUUCCUUUAUUGUAUUUACUAUAUAUGUUGAUGCAUAAGUAUUGAAUUUAAUAUUGGCUAAUGCGUGAAUCGCUGUACCCGGUGACUUUGUGCAAUACUAUCAGGUGACUGCACAAUUCUGUUGC